AUGGCAGGUGCCUUAGUGCCAAGGAGGCAGCGGCCCCACACCGUGCUGGACGUGGGAAGCCCUGUGGACCAGCUCAGGGGCCCCCUCCUCCUGGGCAGCACCCCCUCCUAUGGGAAACUGCUCCCAUCCACGGAGACUCGUGGAGACUGUGCCCCACUGACCCCUCCCCGCCAGCUGCAGGGUCUGCCACGUGGACCCACGGGAACCUCCAUGGCCUUUGACACGGACACGACCGGGCAAAACAGCGACCGCAUCCUGCAGGUCAUCAGGAACAGGCUUGCAGGUGGUACGGGGCACGGCAAGGGUCUGGUCCUUAACGGGCUGCUCAGUCCUCCCGGCGGCGCGGGAAGAGGGCUGGCUUCCUGGAGGACGUGCGACCCAGGCGUCACGCAGGCCGGGCCUUGCCUGUCCCUCACCGGAGCCACCCACAGAAGCUACCCACGCCUGCCUCCCCCCGCUGCCCCUGCGGGAAACGCGGGCUCCGGGGAAGCGUCUGCUCCGUCCAGGAUGGACGAGGACCCGCCCUGCAGGAGCCUGGGUGCUCGCCCGGGGCCGCGUGCCUCCCUCCAGCCCUCCCAGCGCAGUCGCUGGGCAGGGGCAAACGCUAGUCACUGCGGCCUCUGUUCUGGGAACGGGCCUCACUUCGCGGUGAAAUCCCUCAGCCCCCUGCUCCACGCGGCCGGUGUCCACACCCGCCUGUCGUGGGCGGAUGCCGUGACGGGGUUACACCUGAAGUCCCACACGUCGCCUCACGUGAACCUGCCCCUCGGCCCCAGCAGUGCGUCCUGGGAGAUGUCAGAGACGACGGCGGGGGGACCAGCGGGUGGCGGGGGCGGCGGCCCUGCCCCGCCUCCUUCUCUGUGCACCAGCCCCGGGUCGCAGAGCGCCUCCGGUGAUCUCCCCACCACGCUCCACGCGGGACUCAGUGCCCCCCACCCUCGUGUGUCCAGUUUCCUGGAGAAAAGAUGCCUCCGGAGGGGGACCCGCUUCUCAGGACAGAGGCUGCGACAUGGGGACGCCGCACGAGGCGCGUCGGGGGACGUGGGCAGCAGCACAGACGUCCCCUCAGAGCACCUGCCCCCGUCGCCCCCGCCGCACCAACACUGCCAUCCUGAGGGACCCGCCGUGAAGGGCGCCCCCCGUCCGCGUGUCCGAGGGACGCGGCGGGUCUGCCCCCCACCCCCCGACCUCGCCGUUAAGGGCGCGUGCGCCGCUCUCAAACAACGGAAAAGACGAAGCAGCGCUGCGCUGAGCCGCACGGCUGCGGGACGGAGCGCCCGGCGCCGCUCGCUCGGGGCGGCCCGCGUCCUGCGCGGCCCACGCGUGAAGGGCCUCGGCCACGGCCACGGCCACGGCCGGGGCUGCUCCCUGCGGAGAUCGCGCCGUGGGCGCCCGCACGGGCUCGUCCCACCCGCACCGCGGCCCCUGCGCCGGGCGGCUGAGGAACUCGCGGCCGAGGAGGCAGGGCAGCCCGGGGCGGCCGCGCGGGCCCAGGCCAGGCUGCAGGCGCGCAGCGUCGCAAAGGGUCCGGCCGAGGCCACGGGGCCGGGCGACCUCAGCGCCCCCAGGGCCCCGCGUCUGGGAGCCGCCGCCAAGGCCGCGGUCCUCGUGCCUGGAGUGUUUCCCACACUCGCCAUCGGAUCCCAUCUCAAGGAGCUGUCCCUCCUCCCCGCGGCGCCAUCCCAGCAGCAGCCUGUCUUCCAGUCUGCGGUGAUCCGUUUUAUUCUAACUUACCCGCGAGGAGGGAACCAGGUAAAGCGCGUCACUGAGCAGCCUGGUGUGAGGGGCUGGGUGUCCCCAGCUGAGCUGCAGUCCGGGUUCUCACCCACCUGCCCCGUCGCCCUUCAGGGCUGUGUUCCCUACUCUGUCACCAGAGCCCCGAGACCAGAGCCACAGACGGGGCUGCAGAAGCAUCAGAGGUCAGACCUGGGAGACCUGGGCAGGAGGAGUGAACGCGACGAGAGACGCGGGGGCUUCGGGGCACGGGCGGUGAGCACACGGGUCACCUGGGGUCUGACCCGGGGCCCGGCUGGGCUGGGUUCUGGAAGCUUCGGGCGCCCGGGAGCCGCUGCCCUGGGGACCACCCCGGGUCAGGCAUCCGCACGCAGGGCGUCGGCCUCCCCCGACCUCUCGGGGAAGCCCUCCACGCUGGGGGCGUGUGCCCUCGGAGGAGCAACGCCCGCGGGCGAGGCUGGAGGCCGGCAGCGACCCGGCGGUGCCGUCGGGGGCCUGGUCCGAGGCGCAGCGCGAGGCGCCCGGGGGCUCCUGGAGGCGGCGGCGGCGGCGACGGGGGGGGGGGGGGGGCUCCCAGGGGCCGCAGGCGCGGAGGCAAGGGAGGCCCGCGGCUCGGCCCGGGAGGAGACCCACGUGCGGCUGGAGGGGCGGCGGGCGAGGCCGGCUGGCGGCCGGCCUUCCUCCGCCGCGCGUCCGCGCUCUCACGGCGCUGCGCCUGCGCCCGUGACCGUCCCCGCUCCCCCGCGGGGUCAGGCCAGGGCCCUCCCCGGAGGCGACCGGCCGGGAGAGGCGGGGACCACGCGGCAGAGCAGCGGAGGCCGCAGGACCUGCGGCGUCGAAGGCGGCUGCAGGGACCCGGGGGCCGCCUCCGCCGCCGAGGAGAACGUGCCCCCCGGGCGGGCGCGAGGAGACGCUCUCCGCGCCGCGGCCGCGACCCCACGGGGCUCAGCAGCGAGCGCCACGCCGCCCGCGUGCUUCCGCGACCCGCCCGCCCCGUCGGGCUGCAACGCGGGCCCGGCGCCUCGCGGGGAGGGCGGCGGGGAGAGGAGGGGCCCGGCCUGGCCCUGCGGGCGCGCGGCGGGCCCGGCGGAGAGAGGCCCGGCGGCGCCACCUGCUGCCGGAGCCCCGGGCGAGCCAGGCGCGGCCUCCGCGGGCGGCGAGAGGGCUGCGGGGGGGCGGGGCCCCUCCCGGCGCGCGAACCCCGCUUGCACCGAGAACCCUCCCUCGCGGGGGCCUCCUGUCCGAGGAGGCGCGGGCAGGACCGGGCCCCGCAGGGAGCGGCCCCCUCGGGAGAGCCCCCCGCAGGCCUCCGAGCCCUCUGUGGGGCCGGGCGCCCUCCGGCGGAGCCACGCCCGCGGCCCGCGGCCCGCGGCCCGCCCUCCCCUCGCGCGCGCGUGA
This is a messenger RNA of Hippopotamus amphibius kiboko, 3132 nucleotides long. RefSeq names its product collagen alpha-1(I) chain-like. The record is from RefSeq and is a predicted model, not a curated record. The coding region runs from base 1 to 3132 and encodes 1043 amino acids. NCBI's taxonomy places the organism in Eukaryota, Metazoa, Chordata, Mammalia, Artiodactyla, Hippopotamidae. The transcript has 13 exons.